UCUCUCAGUAACAGAAAGUGGCCGCCUCUCUGCUGUUGCUGCCGACUCAAAGCUCACAGACUCGCUCGGCGCCUCAAACCGCCAUUUUGGAGUCAGAGAACCGAGAGUCGGCAGCAGCGGAAAGAGAGACGAAAAGGGGGACACGGGGCCGAGGGUUUUCACCUUUGUCUGAUCAUUAAUUUUACAAUCAAGAACAAUGGCAUCCCUUACUGAGAAGUAAAAGUUGCUGCCCUGCUGGGCAGAGGUGUCUGUGCUGCAUGGCGUCAGGGCAGGGUGGCCGGCUGGAGGUUGGGGCAUCAGGGAACUCUGGCCUGGCCAAACCUCUCUACCUGCAGCGCUUGGAAAGAUCCCUGAGGUUAGACAGUUUCCUGCGCCAGACCGCUGCCAUCUUUAAUGGAGACGUAACCAGUGAUGACAGCGAUGACAGUGAUGGUGCAUUGGGGACAGGGCUGUCACUGGACCCCUCCACUCAGCAUACAGCUUUGACAGUGAAGAGUGAGCCGUGUGAAGAAGGGGAUGGAUUUGCAGAGGGAAAGCCCCUCAACGGAAUUCUGCUGCAAGGUAAAGACCAAAAGGCAGAUAAAACCAGCUUCUACAAUUUCUCCAAGCUGAAGAAGAACAGGAAAUGGCUAAAGAAUAUCCUGUUGAGUGACGACACCACAGACUCGGACACAGACUCAGAUGACUCUGACUUUAGUUUGUCUCGGGAGGAGCUGCAUGACAUGCUGAGGCUACAUCGCUUCACCAGGCAGCAUCAGAGCAAGUUCCACUCUGACCGAGAGCUUCACCAAUAUCAGUACUACAGCACUGGACUCCUCUCUACUCAUGACCCCUUCUAUGAGCAACAGCGCCACCUACUGGGCCCAAAGAAGAAGAAAAUCAAAGAUGAGAAGAAAUUCAAGGCCAAACUGAAAAAGGUGAAGAAAAAGAAGAAACGGGGAGAGGGAGAGUUUCUGGAUGAUGGGCGUCCUUAUGUGACCAAGAUCUUCGCAAAGUUUUCCCAUGAUGCGCCCUUGCCCGUGGUGAAGAAGAAACAUCUCACCAUUGAGCAGCUGAAUGCACGCCGACGUAAGGUCUGGCUCACUAUCGCUAAAAAGGAGAUCCCCAAGUCUUUCAAGCAGAAGACCUCUGCUAAGAACUUAGUAUUGACCAAUGCUAAAAAGUUGGCUCAUCAGUGCAUGAGAGAGGUUAGGCGUGCAGCCAUCCAGGCCCAGAAGAACUGCAAGGAAACAUUACCUCGGGCUCGCCGCCUCACCAAGGAGAUGAUGCUUUACUGGAAGAAAUACGACAAAGUAGAGAAGGAGCACAGGAAGAGGGCAGAGAAGGAGGCCCUGGAGCAACGUAAACUGGAUGAAGAGAUGAGAGAAGCCAAGCGUCAGCAGCGUAAACUGAAUUUCCUCAUCACGCAGACAGAGCUGUAUGCUCAUUUCAUGAGCGGUAAAGCCAGCAUGGGGGGUCCAGAAGGAGAUACAGCUCAGGAGGAAAUUCUGAGAAAGCUGGAAGACACUGCGGCGCAGAGACAGAUUGACAUUGGAGGAGGCAUAAUGGUCAACAUGGGACAGGAGGACUAUGAUAGUGAACACUACAAAUCCCAGGCCUUGAGGAAUGCCAAAGAAGCCUACCAGAUUCACCAAGAGAGAACACGAAUGUUUGAUGAGGAGGCUAAGGACAGUCGCAGUGCGUCGCUACACACAGCUUGUGGCUCAUCCUCGGGCGCCGGCUCUGGGUUUGGAGAGAGCUACAGCCUUUCCAACCCAUCCAUCCAUGCAGGUGAAGACAUUCCUCAGCCCACCAUCUUCAACGGCAAACUCAAGGGUUACCAGCUCAAGGGUAUGAACUGGCUGGCCAACCUCUAUGAACAGGGAAUCAAUGGAAUCCUGGCAGAUGAGAUGGGACUGGGGAAGACAGUCCAGAGUAUCGCCCUGCUGGCACACCUAGCAGAGAGAGACAACAUCUGGGGCCCAUUCCUGAUCAUCUCUCCUGCAUCCACACUCAACAACUGGCACCAGGAGUUCUCCCGCUUUGUGUCCAAAUUCAAGGUGUUGCCAUACUGGGGGAAUCCUCAUGAUCGCAAGGUGAUUCGGAAAUUUUGGAGCCAGAAAACCCUUUACACACAAAACGCGCCAUUCCAUGUCGUGAUCACAAGCUACCAGCUGGUGGUCCAGGACGUCAAGUACUUUCAGAGGGUCAAGUGGCAGUACAUGGUUCUGGAUGAGGCCCAGGCACUGAAAAGCAGCACCAGCGUUCGGUGGAAAAUCCUGCUGCAGUUCCAGUGUCGAAACAGACUGCUGCUAACCGGGACGCCCAUCCAGAACACGAUGGCUGAGCUGUGGGCCCUGCUGCACUUCAUCAUGCCUACAUUGUUCGAUUCCCAUGACGAGUUUAACGAGUGGUUCUCCAAGGACAUCGAGAGCCAUGCUGAAAACAAGUCUGCCAUUGAUGAGAACCAACUUUCCAGACUGCACAUGAUCCUUAAACCUUUCAUGCUGCGCCGAAUCAAGAAGGAUGUGGAAAACGAGCUCUCAGACAAGAUUGAGAUUUUGACCUACUGUCAGCUGACGUCCCGGCAAAGGUUGCUCUACCAGGCUCUGAGGAACAAGAUCUCUAUUGAGGAUCUGCUGCAGUCCUCCAUGGGCACGGCCCAGCAGUCCCACAGCACCACCUCCUCCCUCAUGAACCUGGUCAUGCAGUUCAGAAAGGUGUGUAACCACCCUGACUUGUUUGAGCGCCAGGAGACACGCUCUCCUUUCCACAUGUCCCUCAAGCCCUACAUCAUGUCUAAGUUCCUCUAUCGUCAUGGCCUCAUCCACGCACACAACCAGGCCAAAAACAAAUUACUUCAAGUACAGUUGUCUCCCUUCUCCCCAAAUCACAUCCAGCAGUCUCUUUUUCACAGAAAAGGUGAUGACAAAGGAAGCUGUUUCUCGUUCCUGCGCUUCAUCGACGUGUCACCAGCUGAGAUGUCCAAUCUCAUGCUGCAAGGCACCUUAGUGAGAUGGUUAGCCCUUUUUCUGUCCCUCAAAGCUGCAUAUCGGCUCCACUAUCAACGCCUGUUCGGCCUUGAAGAAGAGGGUCAGGAGGAAACCAGAGAGUGGGAGGGGGAGAGAGAGAGGUUACAGCCCAGGAGUAAGUGUCUGUCUCACAAGGACCUAAUUCUGUGGCUGAACAGACCCACCACUUUCCCAAACACGCAUACCAGCCCUGUCCUACAGGACCUGGUGUUCACAGCCUUCAGGCCCGGCAUGGUGGGACACACAGAUGUGAUGAUCCACAGUCGAAACUCUGCCACCUACUCGCUGUGGCCCUGCCAGCCCACACUGCCACCCAAGUUCCUGCUAGCCGCCACGCCCAGAGUGACAGCAGUUCCCAUGGAGCGUUAUUGUGACGACCGUAGUGCAGAGUACGAGUGGCGGGUGACACGCAGUGGAGGGGGCACAAUCUUCAAACAGUGUUUCCUCUACGGCUCCCCUGAACUUGCCUCAGACUGGUGUAUGAGGGCCAAUGCCUUCCACCCACAAUGCCCUGGGGGUGUGAUGGCCCUCUGCCCACGACAUGGAUGGUCCUUCAUACGGAUACCUGAUAAGGAGAGCCUGAUCACGGAAAGUGGCAAGCUCCACACCUUGGAUAUCCUGUUGAGUCGGCUAAAGGCCCAGGGACACAGAGUCCUCAUCUACUCCCAAAUGACCCGCAUGAUAGACCUGCUGGAGGAGUACAUGGUUUAUCGUAAGCACACCUACAUGCGCCUCGAUGGUUCCUCCAAGAUUUCUGAGCGCAGAGACAUGGUGGCUGACUUCCAGAGCCGGACGGAUAUCUUUGUCUUUCUGCUGAGUACGAGGGCUGGAGGGCUUGGCAUUAACCUGACUGCUGCUGACACUGUUAUCUUCUAUGACAGUGACUGGAACCCCACAGUGGACCAGCAGGCCAUGGACAGAGCUCACAGGCUGGGUCAGACCAAGCAGGUCACUGUCUAUCGCCUCAUCUGUCAGGGUACCAUCGAGGAGAGGAUCCUGCAGCGGGCCAAGGAGAAAAGCGAGAUCCAAAGGGUGGUGAUCUCUGGAGGCAACUUCAAACCAGACACACUCAAACCCAAAGAGGUGGUCAGCCUGCUAUUGGAAGAUGAUGAGCUGGAGAAUAAAUUGCGUCAGAGACAGGAGGAGAAGAGGCAGCAGGAGGAGAGCAGCAAGGUGAAAGAGCGCAAGAGAAAGAGGGAGAAGUACGCCGAGAAGAAGAAGAACGAGGAGUCUGAGAACAAGAGGAAAAAGGAGGUGAACCUGGUCAUCUCUCAUGCGCCCUCAGCCGACAACUCCAACCUCUCUGCAGAUGGAGAUGACUCCUUCAUCAGCGUUGAGAUGGACUCGGCCAUGCCCAGUCCCUUUAGUGAGUUCCCUCUUGUUCCCUGUGGUGCUGACUCCCAGCCUGUGUGUAUGUCUGUGUGUGCUCCUGUGCACGGCCAGAUCUCCCUGAGCAGCGAGCUCCAGCCCGGCUCGUUACCCCCGGAUGCCGACGCAGACGAGAGCAGCAGCGACAUGCUGGUCAUCGUGGAUGAUCCGGUGUCCUCGGCGCCGCAGUCUCGUGCCACCAACUCCCCUUCCUCUGUGUCUGGAUCAGUCUCCGACAACAUGAACGGUGUUUCAGCCUUGGACACAAUCAGUCCGGGCAGAGGCAGGUCUGGGCGGAGUCGUGGGCGGCCUAAGGGAUCAGGAGGCGGGGCGAAGUCUGUAGGGAAAGGGCGUGGGCGCAAGUCAACAGCGGGCAGUGCGGCAGCUAUGGCAGGAGCGAUGGCUGGUGCGGCAGCUGCAUCUGCAGCAGCUUAUGCUGCUUACGGUUACAGUGUUUCUAAAGCAGGCCUCUCUGCGUCCAGCCCCCUGCAGCCCUCCCUGGGCCGGUCUGGUACCAGCCCCGCCUUCAACCCCAGCAGAAGCUCCUCUCCCCAGGCCAAAGGGGGCACCUCCACCCCAAGCCCCCACAAACAGCUGGCUCACAGCCACCACCACAGCAGCCACAGUGCAGUCAGGAAGGGCAAGGGCCCUGGUGGUCCUGGGGCUCGAUAAUGCACUGUACACACAUGAAUGUGCCCUCACACACGCACAACUGUCUCAGUAUAGAAUACACACACACACACACACACACACUCACACAUAACUGACCUACUCUCACUGUGACAGGCACCCUACCACUAGACUAAUAAAAAGAUAAUACAGUAUAUAUAGUAACUGAGGUUCACUACCUGGAAGACCAUGCUGUGUCUGCUGGCUCAGCAACUAAAAGGACCCUUUUCUCACACACACACACACACACACACACACACACACACACACACAGACAGUCGUUUGAAGGUACAGUCUCUACCAGCCUCCACAUUUCUUGGUUCAGUUUUAUUUUAAUGUGUCCGGGUCAGUGGACGAAAUCUGCCUUGAGUAUUUUUGUUUGCAUUGUGACAAGAGUAUUUCCAAGUGCUUUUUGAGGAGACAGACUGUACUUUUCUAUUACUAAGACAGGAAACUGUUGUGAUUGGCUACCUAGCUGUGAUGUUACAACAAAGACGUGAACCAACACAUGUAGCGUAAAGGGCUUUCAAAUUCUUGUGUUUGCCAGGGUAGAAGGGCAAAGGAGUUUCUGUCAAAUGCACUGAGCCAUGUCUUCCAUUUUUUGGUGUUAUUGAUUCUCAUACAUGUACAUUAGGUUAUUUAAUUGUUCUGUAGAUACGCUCAGUGCAAACUGAUGGAUGAUUCUGCAUUUCACAGAGCUAAAUGUGAACCCAUACCUUUACCAACCCACUCUUAACCAAACAAUGUCUACAGCUUUUCUACUAAAGCUCUUAUUUUUGUAAUAAAAGAUGAGUACCCAUACAAACAUGGCAGGUCUUAGAAUUUUGAACAUUUUUUGUCCAUAAAAUGUAUUCCCGUACAGACUGAAAUGAAAAUCGAUUAUAUAUUUUUUGCCCAAUGGGGAAAAUGAAUGAAUGGAUGAUGUAAAAAACAAAAACAAAAAAAAAACCCAUUAUAUUCCAAAAUGAGGGGUACUGGUUGAUCCGGCAACGCUGCUAACAGUAAAUUUAUGAAUUCACUCAUAUUAUUUGGUUGUCUAAUAUUUAAAUUAUUUGAGUUAUGUUAAAAAUGGUAAUUCUUGAUAAUUGCGAAUGGGAUAUUCACCUGUAAAUCAGUGUAAUUUGUAUUGAAGCCAUUUUUAUUUUACAGAAAUCGUUUGUUUGUGAUGAGGAGUCUGUGGUUCUCUUUGAUGUCAUUGAUGUUUUAGGGGAAAAAAAGGUUUGCAUCAGUGUCCUAAGUUGAGCACUACAUCUGUUAUAGGUUUGUUUGUUUUGUGUUAAUAGUGUGAUUAAAAUAUGAUGUUCUAUAUUGAUGUACAUAAUGAUGAGAGCGACAUUUCCUCUGGCUUUCCCCUCAUUUGCCUGUCUAUUUUUAUAGGUCAUGUGUACAUAUGAAGAAAUGCAUCUGCCAUUUUACUAACAGGAGGAGCCAACUAAAAAUAAAAGAGUGCUGAAUCAGUC
Molecule: messenger RNA, 6508 nt
Organism: Siniperca chuatsi (mandarin fish)
Lineage: Eukaryota; Metazoa; Chordata; Actinopteri; Centrarchiformes; Sinipercidae
Gene: ino80
Product: INO80 complex ATPase subunit
Exons: 37
Coding region: 258-5051 (1597 amino acids)
Biological process (GO): DNA repair; chromatin remodeling; DNA-templated transcription
Cellular component (GO): nucleus; Ino80 complex
Molecular function (GO): ATP-dependent chromatin remodeler activity; ATP hydrolysis activity; ATP binding
Source: RefSeq, a predicted model, not a curated record